Messenger RNA from Bursaphelenchus xylophilus (pine wood nematode), 3151 nucleotides. The record is from the annotation of a GenBank genome assembly. NCBI's taxonomy places the organism in Eukaryota, Metazoa, Nematoda, Chromadorea, Rhabditida, Aphelenchoididae.
AUGGAGGCAACCACAGCAGUGGUCAUCGAGGCUAUCCGAGUGAGUUACAAACAAGAGUUAUGACAAUUUAGUUAUGGUUCUAAAGUAUCCCUUUAGGGCACGUAUCUAUGGGCGCUGAUCUUGGGUAUCUGUCUUUCCUUUCUCCUCGGCUUUGGCAUGGGUGCCAAUGAUGUGGCCAAUGCUUUCGGCACUUCCGUGGGGUCAAAAACCUUAUCCCUCAGACAAGCUUAUAUUUUGGCCACCAUUUUUGAGACUUUGGGAUCCAUCUUAGUAGGUUACAAGGUUACCGAUGCUUUGAGGAAAGAGAUCGUGGAGGUGAAUAUCUAUAAGGAUGAUGUGACCGCUCUCUUUUUUGGUCAAAUAGCCAUUCUUGGUGGAGGAGCCGCAUGGCUAAUCAUUGCAACCGUCUUAAAAGCCCCAGUAUCUACAACUCAUAGUGUUGUUGGGGCCACUUUGGGAUUCACGUUGGUCAUGAAAGGGAUGCAAGGGAUUCAUUGGAGCAAAGUCGGAUCAAUUGGUAAGAGCAAAGUAUAGGAUAAUAUUAUUGGCAGCUAUGUCAUGGAUAAUUUCCCCUUGUCUUUCCGGCAUAAUUUCCAGUCUGCUGUAUAUCCUGAUCGAUCAUACAGUCCUCCGAAGAGUAAGUCUUUUUUUAUCGCACAGUUCUCUUCAGAAGGACCCAGUAAAAUGUGGCCUGAGGGCAUUGCCCGUCUUUUACUUUGUUUGCAUCGCUUUCAAUGUAUUUGCUGUUCUUUUAGAUGGAUCUUACUGUAAGUUAACCAUUGAAGUUCUCACGUUAAAGUGUUAAAUUUAGAGCAUUUGCAAUGGUAUAUAACAUUAUCCGUGAGUCUGGCUCUCGGAUUACUCUCUGGGCUUGUUUUUCAUUUCUUUUUAUCUUCCCGACUCCUGAAUUGGAUUAAUAAAACCGAAGAGAAAAAGAUAAACGCUCAGAUGGUAAAUCCAGCUAUGAUUGGUGAGAGGAGUACAGUAAAAUGCAAAUUAAAAAAAGUUUAGCUGAAGGAUUAUCAACUGAUGUUCUAGAAAGGGAACCUGAAAAAAAGAAUAAAAAACAAAAACUGAAGCCGAGUAAGUUAUUACUGUAGAAAUAAAAAACACUUUUUAGCUCUCCGCGGUUUUGUCUUCUGGUUUUUCCCGUACCAAAAACAAGAAGAAGAUCCUCGAACCCUGAGGCUAUUCAGCGCCAUUCAGGUAUUCACCGCUUGCUUUGCUGGUUUUGCCCAUGGAGCCAACGAUGUGAGCAAUUCGAUUGCUCCUUUAGCUGCUCUUAUCGCAAUCUAUGACAAACAGAAUGAAGAGUUGGCCAUGUCGUCUCCCACUCCUCUGUAUGUCAUUUGUUUCGGGAUCGUAUCAACUUGUAUUGGUCUCUGGGUUCUCGGGCAUUUUGUUAUAAGGACAGUCGGCCAGGAAAUGUCUCAGAUCAACCCUGCGAGGUAAGUCUUUUAAUUGGGUCUAUGUUUUCUGCAUAGAAAUAAAAAUGCUUUUUCUUAGAAAACUUAUUUUUAGAAAAAAUGAUUUUUUUCAUAGAAAAAAAGAUUUUUAUUUUAGAAAAGAAUGGUUUUUCCUUAGAAAGUGCAAUUUUUAGUAAACUUGUGUAUAAUAAUAGCAAAAAUUAAUUUUAAACAGUAACUAGUAGUAAAUUUUGUUAAGUAAUGGGGUAAAAUAGUAAGAGUAGUAACUUUUUGAGUGAAUAUUUGGUACUGGGAUAUUCGAUGGUUCUGAUUUCGAAAACAGAGCUUGUUUUUUGUGAUUUUGACUUUUUUCUUAAGUAGUACUGUAAAUUAGUAACAAUUUGUAUUGUUUAUACCUCAAUGUCGAUUGAAAUCGAUUUCUUGCUCAUACUUGGGUUUACCCUUAUAUAACUUCAAACAAAUUCUGACGAACCAGAAGGAAUACUCAAUUAAAAAAUUAAAAAAUUAAUCAAAAAAUUCAAAAUUGAUACUCACUUACAGUACUACUUUAGAAAAAAAUCAAAAUCACAGAAAACGAACUGUGUUUUCGAAAUCAGCACCAUCGAAUACCCUAGUCCCCAAUAUCCACUCAAAAAGUUACUACUCUUACUAUUUUACCCCAUUACUUAACAAAGUUUACUACUAGUUACUGUUUAAAAUCAAUUUUUGUUAUUAUUAUACACAAAUUUACUAAAAGUUGCACUUUCUAAAGAAAAACCAUUCUUUUCUAAAAUAAAAAUGUUUUUUUCUAUGAAAAAAAUCAUUUUUUCUAAAAAUAAGUUUUCUAACAAGGAAAGUACUUCUAUGGGGUGUGGAGUUACAGGUCGAGAUAUAUAUCAAAAAAUUCGCAAAAAUUUUCUGAUUCGGAAUAUAUAAAAAUUAGCUGCCUAAUUUUGGUCUAUCAACGAGUUUUAUCAAUAAAUGUAUUUCUCGAGGAAAAAAAUCUGCGGCAACAAAAGCGCGCUCGGUCUCUUCCUUCGGAAGAGAGCUGUGUGGCCGAGUGGUUAGAGCGCUAGAUUGGGAAUCCGAAGGGAACGGGUUCGAUUCGUUUUGUCACACUUGAACCCAUUUUUUACAUUGGAACUACUUCUAAGGUGUAGUUGUAAUCUAAUUUGAUAUUUUAAGGCUUGUCAAGGCCUCAGAAUUUAUUUUACCACAAAAUAAAAAUUUUUUAUUGGUAAAAACACGGUCAAAAAGACACUUGCAUGGUGUCGCGAGAAAACUUCGGAGGACAAAAACAUGUCAUCAGACCAAAAUUAGGCAGCUAAUUUUUAUAUAUUCUGAAUCAGAAAAUUUUUGCGAUUUUUUUGAUAUAUAUCUCGACCUGUAACUCCACACCCCAUAGAAGUACUUUCCUUGUAAGAAAAAGCAAUUUUAUUUCUAUGCGAAAAACAUUUUCCCCUUUUAAUUAAUGCAGUUACUGUAUCUUUAGUGGAUUUUGUAUUGAAUUUGGAGCAGCGACGACCACCUUACUGGCCUCCAAACUUGGUCUCCCAAUAUCGACCACGCAUUGUCUGGUCGGUUCUGUCGUUUCGGUGGGAACGGUCAAAGCGAGAAAGAACGUUGAUUGGGCCAUCUUCAAAAAUGUAGCCCUUUCUUGGGUGAUCACCCUUCCAGCGUCCGCGUUGAUAUCUGCUGGAAUUAUGUAUUUAAUUCAAAUAACUGUGCUUGAACCGUCAAAGUAG